UUACCAAUUACUUUUUCAUGACUAUUUUAAAUAAUUUUCAUCAGAUGUGUUAUGUAAUUACAAAAUAAUAAUUUUUUCAAUUUUUUAUUUUUUUUUAAAAAGAAAAAUAUUACUUAUAUUUCUUCCAUUCAUAAAUGAAUAAUAUAGUUACGGUAUGGUAUAUUUUCUCAUUUUUCUCUAUUUCCUUCAAUUCCGUUUCUCUAACUUUCGAAUAAAUGAUUAAAACCCGAGAGAUUAAACUAAAAUGAAGAAAUUUUUAAUAAAUGAUAUUUAUGCGUAAGAGAAAAUACAUUUAUUAAGCCUUAUUUUUACUAGCAGUUUAUGCAUGAGGUGAGAGAUGACUAGAAUAUUAGUUGAGUCAUUAUUGCAUAUCAUUCAUAUUAAUUAGGAAUGGAAAAGAGAGAUUGACCGAAUUAGGAAACAGUCUCACAGAUAUUUAUCACAUUUCCCAAUAGUUAUUUUAUUACAGUAAAAAAAAAGCUGCAUGUAGGACAUAAUCUUAGUAGAUGGAAGAGGAGUGGAGUGGAGAUAUAGAGGGACCGAUUUAGACAGUUACACAAACAUACAUGUAUAAUAAGGGGGGAUAGGAGAAAGAGAGAGAUAAACAUCUAUAUGUCUAUAUAUAUAUAUACUCAGAUAGAGAGAGAGAGAGAGAAAGCGAUAGAUGGAUAGAUAUAGAGAUAGAUAGAAAAACAGUAAGAAAAGGAGAGAAGGAAGGGAAAAAAGUUUGUUUUCAUUUUUUUCUUGCAUGCUUUUUUUUCUUUAGCAUAUUAUUUUAAUGAUUUUGUCCAUCAGCAGAACUAAGAGAACACUAGAGUAGGUUGGAUAGAAAACAUUAAAUAUCAUUAAAUAGAUGUAUAAAACACUGCAACUAUAACGAUAAUAAUAGUAACAGUAUAUAGAAAUUGUUUGCUUUCAAGUUUUGGUAUAUUUAGAUAUAAAUUUUGAAAAAAAUUACAUAAGUAAUUUUAUUAUUAUAGAUAAUAAUUGUAGAAACUGGUAGUAUAUAAAGACUUAAAGAAAGAAAAGUAAGGUGUAUAUUGUAAAAAAGACGUCAAAUAAAAAUCGUGACUACUAGCGACUUAAAUAUAUAAAUUUUCCAGUAGCCAACGCCACUCGGCAGCUUCUCGUUAUGUUAGAUAAGCUAACGAAUUCCUGUUUUACCCAUACUCUUACUGACAAUAAAAACUAUAGUUCUGUUCCGGAUUCGGAAGGAUACUUAACAAGUGGAUUUAAUUCGGUUGAGAAUUAUGAAAUUACAAAGCAUAUACUUAAGAUCUAUGUUACACCAGUUAUAUGCUUCGUAGGAAUAAUUGGUAAUGUAUUAAACCUGUUAGUGUUAACAAGGAGGCGGAUGCAGACAGGCAUUGACUCGAUGAAGAAAUCCGCUCAUUUGGGAUUAAUUGCCCUAGCUGUUGCAGAUCUUCUCUAUUGUACAUUCUUAAUAAUCCUUACCUUUACGGAUUCUAAUCUAGUAAUAUAUGGUUCUUUUUCAAUAUUUCUGUUUUCUAAAAUGUUUGGAAUGGCAAUUAAGAAUAUUUUGAGCAUGUUUUCAACUUACAUAACUGUCAUGAUUGCUGUUGGAAGGUAUGCGGCAAUUUGCUACCCUUUACACGCUAAGCAGUUUGUCAAUGUAACUGCAACUAGAAUGUUUAUUUUGGCCUGUUUCUUAUUAUCAGUCAUAAUUUUUACACCGAAUUUUUGGCUUUUCCGAUUACACACCUACUCUUGUUAUGGGGAACAUGGAAUAGAAUAUAGAUAUUCUUUGGAUACAGGUUUCUUAUCAGAGAGGCCAGUAGCUAAGAAAUCAAUUGAUUCAAUUCAAUUAAUAAUCAAUUUCAUAAUUCCUUUUAUCAUUCUCUCAUUCUGUAACUUUAAGUUAAUAAUGGCUCUAAAAGCGUCAUGGAAAUUUCGACAGGCUCAAAGCGUUCCCGUUAGUCAGAAUCAAUCGAAGCCAAUUACACCUACACUUAUUGCAACUAUAUUCUUAUUUUUAUUAUUAUCGUCACCCUCUGAGUUCAUAAAUUUAUAUUCUAAUGUUGCAGCAAAAGAUAAAACUGAACUUGUAUUAGUUAUAUUAGAAUUUGCUAAUGUGUUGCAAACAUGUAACUUUGCCGUCAAUUUUAUUUUGUACUGUGUAGUUAACGUUCAUUUUAGAGCUACGUUGGCUGAUAGUUUAAGAAGAAAGCGUGGUUAUAAUGAGAUAGAGGGACAAAGAUUACAAAAUAUGACAACAACAACAAACGUUAAUAUGUCAACCAAAGCGGUGCCAUGUGCAUAGUUCAAAGAAAACUGUUUAGUCUUAUCUUGCUAUAGUUGUGUAUAUACAGUCUAUAUAUAUAUAUAUAUAUAUAUAUAUAUAUAUAUAUAAACUAUGUAAUGUACUAUCUUUUAUAAAGCUAUAAAAGAGACCUUUGAAAUUAAAUGGGAUUGUAUAUUUCACUGGUAUAAUGAUAUUUGUUGUGUCAGAAUCAAACAGAAAAUUAGUGACAACAUGCAAUCAUACUUAUGUUUUCAUACCCUUUGUUUCUAUACAAAAAGUGUAAAGGCAUUUCAAUUUUAAAUAAAUCCUCAGCAAUUGUAUGUAAAUAUAUUAGUGUUAUACUGUAUAUACAGCAUAUAUUUAUAUUGUAAAGAAAAACAGAAAAAAGGAUCGGUGUAUAGUAAAUUUCAAAACGAAAAAAGAAUAACAUUUUUAGCAUUCAUAGGCUAAAUAUGAUUUGUAUUAUUCGAUUUGGCUGAUUUGCUUGAUUUAUUUAGGAAAAAAGUGACACUUAUAGACGAGGUAUUUACAAUUCCUAUCUUUAAGACAGCUGUAUAUAUAUAUACUCUAUAUAUAUAUCUUUAUGAUAUCAUUUGGUAUAUUUACUCCUUUUCACCAUGUAUCAAUCUGAUGUUUGUAUUUGUAAACAAUCU
Molecule: messenger RNA, 2916 nt
Organism: Dimorphilus gyrociliatus
Lineage: Eukaryota; Metazoa; Annelida; Polychaeta; Dinophilidae
Source: the annotation of a GenBank genome assembly